This is a messenger RNA of Dendronephthya gigantea, 1413 nucleotides long. RefSeq lists its product as uncharacterized. NCBI's taxonomy places the organism in Eukaryota, Metazoa, Cnidaria, Anthozoa, Malacalcyonacea, Nephtheidae. The record is from RefSeq and is a predicted model, not a curated record. Bases 132 to 1154 code for a protein of 340 amino acids. The transcript has 9 exons.
UUUCAUCAUAAACCAUUCGAAGAAGUCAUAUUUAAUCACAUUUUCUGUUUUACCAAAAUAUUUAUCGCCUUUUUCACUGGCUUUAAAGAAACCUUUGGCUGUUGAAUGUUGAUGUCUUUUCAUGUAUUCCUAUGGACGAAGACAGUCGUGGUUCAGAGCAAGUCCAAGUCGUCGAAGCUGCCAGAGCUAUUGAAAGAUGUUGGUGUUCGUACAGAGAUAGACAGAUAUUUAAACUGUUGAAGUAUGCAAUAUGUGCAGCGGAACAUUCUCUAACCAAAGAAGUGAUAAGAAAAAUUUCACCAACAGAAGCACAAUUGUUAAAUGAUCCCACUUGCCAUGCAAAAAUUAGAUUUCGGUUUGGUGGUUCUGAAUAUCCACCCAUGAUAUUAUUUAAAGUUUUCAUUAAAUGUGGAGAAAAUGGUGUGAAAUACUACAGUGGAAAGAAAAUGAUCCGUGCUGCAUCAAAGGCUGCAGAAGAUUCGUGUAAAUUAAUGGGAAAUAGACAAUUUUAUAAUCAAAUGAUAAUUGAUGCCUGUCAACAACAUCAAGAUAAAAUCACCAAUGAACUUGACAUAAACACAAUGAAAGAUGUUAUGCAGUAUUUAAGCAAUCUAGAUGAAUGCCCUCCUGAAAAUGGUGGAAAAUCAAAUUGUUGGAGGCAGUUAACAUUAGACAGUAUUCCUCGUCAUAAUAUUGUUCAUGACGUUGUCACAUACAUCAACAGUGGAAAUGUCUCUGAACGACUGGUUCUUGAAACACCGUUUUUUCCUUCUGCUAAACCAGUCACACAGAAAGCACAGCUUCAGACUUUCUUGGGUAUUGUAAACUCAAGCAAUGGUCCCGCUAAAAGAAAACCACUUUAUCGACCACCACAAACAUCUACGACAGAGAAAUCAACAGCGCGACGUUCACAUCGUGCAAGAAAACGAGUUGAGAAAAUGAAAAAAAUUUAUGCAGGUGUAUCAACUGAUGAAAAUGAUCAGAAUGCUGGGUUUGAUGAUGAUGGAGAUCAGCAGAGUACCAAUCAUGUAAAUGAAGAAAAGUCUGGGUCUGAAAACUCAGACUGGGAAAAUGAAGCUGAUGAAUUGUAUGAAUGGAGCCAAGAUUUAACAUUAGAUGCGUUAGGCUUGAGUGUAACAACACCUGUGUUUUAAAAAUUCUAAAUUUAAAUUAGACCUAGUUUUCAUAUUUUAGAAAUUUGUAAAUGUGAAUUGAUUCUUUGAUCGAUCUUCAAUAUUGAAUUAUCCUUUAAUUUCCAGGAGAUAUACAGGGUGUCUCAAAAAAAACCGAAUCCAUCUUUGGCACGUUAUUGUGCGUUGAUUUAUUGGUAAACGAGCGUAAUUUUUUUAUAUUAAGAAAGAUCACGCUUUUAGCUGUCAAAUGAAAUACUUUUCGUACCAAAUAAAGGAAAAA